AUGACUGACUCGCAAUUUGGUCUGCGCCACGUAAUUGGAGCCCCGGUGGCCACGACGCGACUAUCGGAGCAAGCGAUCGUCUGUGUACCUCCUCGGUCCGCCAAGUUCACUCUCGCGGAGUGGAAGCUCAACAACGAUACGAGAAGCAGGAAUGCUGAAGACCAAGCCCAACUCGCCGACAGAGUCCUUAAAGAAAGCGAAAGAGUCCGCGACAAAACUAAAGAAGGCGCGAAACUCUUAAAAGAAACCACCGACCGACGCAUAGAAGAACGAAUCGGUGAUAUAGAGUUCAAUAAAGGAGAGUUGAUGGUACAAAGAAAAGAGAUUUACAAUGAGCUGGAAGCUUUAGGCAUGUAUAAAACCCGGCUGCAAGACUGUUUAGCUUCUCUGCAAUCGAAUGCUCUUACGAUUUGUAGGAAAUGUCUCAUGUUACGAGACGGGCGGCUAGGGAUCGACUUGGCUGUCGAUAAUGUUGAAGAUGCGCUGCAAACUGAAAUAACUACCAUUCUUGGGGGACAAAGUCUCUUGAAACGGGCUCUGGAGCAGUUGAACGAACAGAUGCGUCGACUACGUUCCGUCCGCUACCUACUCGAUCGCGAUUUGCAGUACAAGCAAGCUGCCAUCGAUUCCGAUAAGGGAUCACUUAUUUUAAAACCGACCGACUUAUGCCUAUCCGUUUACGAAGGCUAUGCAAACUUAGACCCCGCUGAUAUUUCAGCUGAAGAAUACAAUGCGUACUCCGCGAAGAACAUACAACAGGCAGCACGGGAAGUAUCUUCCGCACGCCCGAUACGCAUUUUCAUUGAUACCUUGCUCAAACAGGUUAUUAAUGAUCUAUGGACUGCCUAUAACAAAUGCAACCAUGAAUUCAAUGAACGUAUUAAAGAGACUCAUAUUGAAAAAGCGAGGCUAGAGGAGAUGCAUCACCAGACGGCGGAGAAGGUUUUCGAUAUGCAGAACAAUAUUUUAGAAUUGAAGAAGGCUUUGGCUGAUAAAGAGGCGUAUAUAGGACUGGCGCACACGAGACUCGGUAGAAGGUCUCAGAGAGUGGGCGCAGAGCUGGUGAAGGAUCCUCCAGGGCAGGCGCUGUACUACGAGUGCGAGAGCCUGCGGCACAGCGUGGAGGAGCUGCAGCAGAUGCUGCAGGAAGCCACGAGCUCACUUCGGUAUUUGCUGCAGACGCAAAUCCAGUUGGAAGAGGAUAUUAACAUCAAGAUGAAUACUUUGAAGAUCGAUGAAGUGGACUGCAUGACUUUGAGAGCUACUAUGGACUAUCAUUCCUACUAAUCAUGCCACUGACUGUUUUAUACUUUAUACCCUUAUGUUUAUUUACUUUAUUUUCUUCAUACUCAAUAUCAGAGAUUUUUUUCUGAAAUUCAGGUUGAGUAUAACGUUUGUAUCAAUGUUUUUUUUACAAAUAACUUUUUAUUAAGAAAGCUCUACAAAUAUAUGUAGAAAUAAAUUUAUUUUCGAAAGGAUUUAUGAAGGCAAAUGGGUAAAGAACAUCUAUUACUUACCUAAUUACAGUACUACUUCAUGGAAAUAAUAAAAUAUUUCCCCGAAUCUGUGCGUAAUUUCCAUACGCGUGGGUUUUUUCGGAAAGGUAGCACAGUAUACAUUACUCAACAACUAUUUUUAUAUUUGUACUUACGUUUGUAUAGAUUUUUUUAAAUAGGUUUUCUUUUGCUACAUUUUAUUUUUAUAUUGUCUCUUAUUGAUUGAAAUUGUAUUGUGUUGUCAUUCAUACAUUAGGUAGGGAUUUGAGUUAAA
This is a messenger RNA of Leguminivora glycinivorella, 1770 nucleotides long. RefSeq names its product tektin-1. Bases 1 to 1287 code for a protein of 428 amino acids. Gene Ontology annotation, biological process: cilium movement involved in cell motility; cilium assembly. The record is from RefSeq and is a predicted model, not a curated record. The transcript has a single exon. NCBI's taxonomy places the organism in Eukaryota, Metazoa, Arthropoda, Insecta, Lepidoptera, Tortricidae. Gene Ontology annotation, cellular component: microtubule cytoskeleton; nucleus.